AUGGAGGAGAGCAAGCUUUUUUGUCUCGAUGGAUCGUUGUGGGAUCAGACCAGCUCUGGACAAGGAAGGCAGCGGGUGCUCUACUGCAGGGAAUGCUUCAAUGAGCAGUGGCAUUUCAUCAAGGAGAGAGUGUGUGAGGCCGGGCGUCUGGGUUGGAUCCUAGGCCCUCCAGGGACGGGGAAGUCGACGACGACCAUGUCCUUUAUACAAUCGCUGAGCAUGGAGGAGGGAUGGAUGGUGAUGUGUGUGCGGCUGUUGAAGUGGAGUUCAAUUCAAGUGCUACAAGUUGAUGAUGGAGUUUUGAGAAUUGCUGACUUGCCACGCAAUGGUGCAGAAGAGAUGCUGAGAAGGGUCCUCAGAGAAUGGUCCCAGAGCAACAAGAAGUAUCUUGUGUCCUUGGACGGUUACCAAGAGGAUGUACAUGAUCUGGUGCUCAGUGAAUGCAUAUACUGGCUUCACAAGGAUCAGGAAAACCGGCGGGUUGUGAUCACGACGUCGAUGAGUUCUCGAGUAAAGAAAAAAAUUGAGCUCGAUAGAAUGGAGAAGGUAGAGGAGCUGAUGGUGUACUCGUGGACACUGGAGGAGUACCUGGAGGCCAUUAAGUACGAGAUGUUCUACAAGAGUGUGGCUAGUGUAAUGGAAUGGAGCUUGGAUGCGGAAGAAGCCUCGGAGGAGACAAGGUCAAGAGUUGUCGAGUCAAAGUAUCAGAUUGUUGGAGGCUCAUGCCGCCAUAUGUUCGAAUGUACGACAGAUCAAGCUAUCCAAGAACUCUGUGCAGCGAUGAACUCUGUCUCUCAUUUCAGGACGCUCUUUGAAAUGAAUGUGGGCGACCUUUCAAAGCAGUUUGUCAAUCGGCUGCAUGGGAAGUAUCGAAUCGGAAACCAGGUGUACCGGACUUUUAUCAGUAGGUUUGUUGCCAGGGAGCUAGCAGAGAAGCUCGGAGAAUCGUUUGUGAGCAAGAUUGAGCAUCUCCAUGGCAUGACUGAGAAUCCGUUUCUUCGGAGGAUUUGGUUUGAGAUGCUGUUCUUUGCUCGGAUAGGACGAGAGCCAGGGCUGCAGGUCACCCUCAGGUCAGAGAAUCAAGCCGAGUCAGAGAAGCACGACGACUGGCAAAGGUGUAGCGUAAUACCUCUUGAAGCAAGGGAAGUACAGAAGGCUCUGAAGCAAGGGCCAGCAAGGUUGUGCCUGAAGCCGUUGAAUUGGAAUCAGGGUGGCUAUGAUGCUGUGAUUGUGGACUCGAAUGACAAUUUGGUGCAUUUCAUACAGGUAACCAUUGCGGAGACGCGUGACCUCAAAUUGCGAUUCAUGUAUGAUUGCCUGCAAUCUUUGGGCAUUGAGCAAGGGGGGACCUGGAAGGUGGAGGUUGUGUUUGUCGUUCCAAAGGCGAAUCUCUACAAGUUCAGAUUGAAUUGUGUGGAAGACGAAUUGAUACUUACACAGUACGGGUGGACAACAACAGACGCUCAUGUAGUUGCAAUGAACUCCAGACCGCAAGGAUAG
This is a messenger RNA of Guillardia theta CCMP2712, 1500 nucleotides long. RefSeq lists its product as hypothetical. The transcript has a single exon. Bases 1 to 1500 code for a protein of 499 amino acids. NCBI's taxonomy places the organism in Eukaryota, Cryptophyceae, Pyrenomonadales, Geminigeraceae. The record is from RefSeq and is a predicted model, not a curated record.